Messenger RNA from Rattus norvegicus (Norway rat), 4109 nucleotides. Lineage: Eukaryota; Metazoa; Chordata; Mammalia; Rodentia; Muridae. The record is from RefSeq and is a predicted model, not a curated record.
UCUGAUGGCUGUGGCUUUCUGCAGGACCACAGUGCAAACCCUUGCACCGUGGCCCAGGUUGGGAUGGAAAAUGCAUGUACGGUCUUGCAUUCUUACGCUGUAUCCUCUCGACAGCGCAGAGCCCUGAGCAAGUCUUUACCCCUCCCCACCUCCCAGAGUUGAAAUGAUUCAGUGAUAGCUACGAGCCCUUUUUCAUGGUAAUUAUAAUCAGUCAUCUGAACACAUUUAUGCAUCCGUAGCUUUUCAGUUUCCCACGUAAAUAGCUGCCAUCAGGAGGGUUUUUUGAGGGCUGAUUGGGCUGGAAAAGGUGCCAUUUAGAAUGCAAUCUGUGUUUCUAGCCUUUCCAGCAGGAUGACAGGUGAAGUCAGUCUGGUCAAAACUGGUGGUGAGCUUGUUAAUUCAGAGCUCUUAGCUGUGUGGAGGUAACUGCUUUAUUUUUAACAUGCAACUACAGAAGCAUUCGUUUUGAGGGGGGAAAAGAUCCCUGGUUGCUCUUUCGGGGUAGUAGAAGAUGUUAAAUUGCCAGUUCAUCAAGCAUUAAGGCUAGCCGAGUCCGUGGAGAGUGGAUGAAGACAGCAGGGUAGCUUCAGCAAGAGGGUGGAUGUUUUUUGAUAUCUUGCCUGCUGUGUACAAGGAUCUGGUCCCAGAGGCCUGGCUGAGCCCAGGAACUGCUUUAUUGGACGUGGUAGCACUUGAGUAUCAGAGGGUACCAUGCACAGAUCUGAAGAGCGAGAGAGCUGUGAGAGAAGAUGAGACUGGCUUUCCCCAAUCAACAAGAAUAAGUGCCAAUCCUCUACCACGGUCUCAAGUGCCCCCUCUGAGGCCCUCUGUAUGAGUGACACGCCAGUCGGCCAUGGAACCCAGCCCUGCCCUGGCCUGGCUCCUGCUGCUGAGCCUGGUGGCCGACUGUCUGAAAGCUGCCCAGUCCCGAGACUUCACAGUGAAAGACAUCAUCUACCUCCAUCCUUCAACCACUCCAUAUCCUGGUGGAUUUAAAUGUUUCACCUGUGAAAAAGCAGCAGACAAUUAUGAAUGCAACCGAUGGGCUCCUGACAUCUACUGUCCUCGAGACACCAGAUACUGCUACACUCAGCACACGAUGGAAGUCACAGGGAAUAGCAUCUCUGUUACCAAACGCUGUGUCCCACUGGAGGAGUGCUUAUCCACAGGCUGCCGAGACUCGGAGCAUGAAGGCUACAAGAUCUGCACCUCCUGCUGUGAAGGAAAUAUCUGUAAUCUACCGCUCCCUCGAAAUGACACUGAUGCCACAUUUGCCACCACGUCCCCUAUAAACCAGACAAACGGGCACCCACACUGUGUGUCAGUGAUUGUGUCCUGCUUGUGGGUGUGGCUGGGACUCACCUUAUAGUAACCCUCCCUACCCAAUGUAGGUGAGCUCUGUGGUUUCACCGUGGCCAUAGUCAUGCAUGAGUCAUCAGCUUGGCAGCAGCGACACAAUGCAACCACAGCACCCCGAGACGUCAUCACAGCCAGCCAUUACCAUUCCUAUGAAGAGCAAGCAUUGCUCCCUCCCGUGCUGUCAUUUCCAGCCUAACCACAACCCCGCCUGAGUCAGCCUGUCCCCGAUACGGACCCUGAUUCUUACACCACGAACCUGUUAUUUCGCUCCAAGAAAGACCUCUGCUUUUAUUGAUGUCUGGGGUUCCUGCUUCAGCAUCCAUGCCUGAGCUGCAGGAGGUCCUGGGCCCUCUGAAGAAUAAGCUAUGGAUACAGGAGAUAUUCAUUCUCCUCAGGAAAAGAGUAAAGAACCAUUGGUUUCAUUGCAACCACACCUGCACCUAGAGCUUUAGAAGUUUAAAACUAAAUCCAAAAUAAAUGGAAUCGUUUCUUUGAGAUUCUGAUGGAGUCCCCGAAAGAGCAGAAAGAGCUUUGCUCGAUUUAAUUUCCCCAGCCUUCUUAUCUUAACAUUGGGAAACAUGUUCCUUCUGCUCUUUGUAGAAGAUUAAAAAAAAAAGCAAUUAUAAAAGUUUGCCGUAUUUGUAGGAGUGAAAAGAGAACAAUUUCCUUCAACUUGAUGAAAUUAGCAUCCUCAAGAUGACGUUAUCCCUUCUUGUAACUGAACAGAUUGGCCUUGACUCGGGAACUAAUUAUGCUUCCCGAGUUCCCGGAUUCCAGGUGGACCAGUAGCAUCUAAAAAGUUACUAAAUGAAUGGGAUGAUUUUCUCCAGGUGUUGCAUUCCAUUCAGAUAUAGCUGAUCUCGUCAGAGAGAGGACUUCAGAAUAAAAGGAAGCUCUGUGGAGGUUAGUCCUAGUUCAUUUUGAAGGCUCAGAAAUGGCUAAGCAAAAGUCUUUCUCUUUCCAUAGUAUUUACUGCCAAAGAGCUGUCUCCUUCCACAAUCACAGUGACUUGAAAGAGAAAGUUCUGAGCUAAAUUCUCAUUAGAUCAAUAAGAUAAGAGCACACCUGUGCUAGAAUAAGAAAAAGAUGGAUCGUAAGUAGUACGGUGGCCUAAGAUUUGUUUCUCUCAGUUACCGUUUUUGAAGUAGAAGGAAAGGCUUUUAUUGUCCGUGUAUUUUUUUUAACCUAUGAAGUUGCAUAGUUGUUUUCUUCUCCCAUGUAAAUUCUUUAAAUGACAUUUAUUUUUGUAUGGUAUAAACUGAAAACUAUAUUUCAAAAAAAAUUCUUUUCUUUUUCUCCACAAAGUAUCAGUUAGAAUGCUCGCUUUCAACAGCGGGAGGAAUUGUCAUCACUCCUGAUCAUGGGAAGUUAUCUGUGAUCCUAGGACUGAUGCUGAAAAAAAUUAUUGCUAUGAACAAGAGUUGUGCAUUUGCCUCAAGGGUUUGCCUCAUUGUCUCCUCAGAAAGGUUGCCCGAGAAAUAUUAGGGUGAAGGCCAUCACUGGUGUGACCGUCUUUGCAGGGCUGUGGGGUGUGUCCACAGGGAACUGGGCGGAGCUAUGUCUCCAAGAGGUCAAUGAUGUUAAAAUAUAUCUGCCCUGCACAGAGAACUUUAGCUUAAAUGAGACUCCCCCACCCCCUCAGGGACCAAAUCUGAACUGAGGGCAGAAACUCUGAUGCAAAUCAUUGACGUUGCAUCACACAGCCUUAAUGAAGAGUUUGACAGGCGUAUCAAUUUCUUGCUUAUGACUGCAGAUGGGAGAGCAGGAGAGAACGACCUGUAGUAAGCACCUCUUAUGUGCCCGGCACUUUGCUAAGCACUUUACAUAGUUAGGCCAUAUAACCCUACAUCAAUUCUGUAAGGACAGAACCUAUUGAUGUGUACACAUGAAGGUCCCAAGGCUCAAGGAAGUUUGAUAAAUGAAGCCUUUUCCUUCAGAUUUAGUUUAUGUGGGAUGCGACAUGUUUGGGAGAAAAAAAAACGGGGGAGGGGGGAUGGAAUUUCUCAGCUAGGAAAAACUCUAGGCCUGACUUCAUGGGAAUUUCCCCCAUCCUAUCAUAUAGAACGUAUCCUGCUUCUCAGGAUGACAUUUGCAUGUGUCCCCAGUUGUCACUUUUCCUUUGGGGAGUAAAGUUAUAGCUUCCUUAUUUAUCCUCUCGUACAGAGAGGAGGUAGUUGACCUUGCAUCUAAAGAUGCUCUAAGACAAUGAGAAUUUGAUGUCGUACAUGUCUGCAAGUACUGUUUUUGUGCAUGGCCACAUUCCACUGACAUUUGCCAAGUCUGCAUGCAAUCAGAACAAGAGACAAGGGACUGACCAUACGAGAGCCUCCCUGCCUGGUUUUCAGGGAUUGGAUCUCAAGGGUACAGACUGUCCUCACCUGGGGAGUAAUGGCAGCCAUUGUACACGUGUGCUGCAUACGUCCAUAAUGCCUUUCAAAGUGUCUUUUUCAUUCUCUUGAAAGAGCGUGGAUUUGCUCACCACCCCCAGCACCAAGAAACCAAGGUGGGACCAUUCAUGUUGAAGGUCCAGGACUAGUUACCCAUGUGACUGUAGUCACUUUAAACUUUCCAUUAAACCUCACCAUUGGUGAUGGCUUACAGUGCAAAGAGCCAUGAUGUGUAUAUUAACCUAUGCUCUACAUAUUUAUUUUUAGACUUUCUUCAGCAUCCAUGUUAGUAUGGGAUCGAUGCCUAUAUGUAAAUAUUGUACACUUUGUAAAUCAAUGAAUAAAGAUUUUAAGUGUCUUUCA